Plasmodium gonderi is the source of this 546-nucleotide messenger RNA. RefSeq names its product ADP-ribosylation factor. Lineage: Eukaryota; Apicomplexa; Aconoidasida; Haemosporida; Plasmodiidae. The transcript has 5 exons. Bases 1 to 546 code for a protein of 181 amino acids. Gene Ontology annotation, biological process: vesicle-mediated transport; intracellular protein transport. Gene Ontology annotation, cellular component: cytoplasm. Gene Ontology annotation, molecular function: GTP binding; GTPase activity. The record is from RefSeq and is a predicted model, not a curated record.
AUGGGCCUAUUAAUCAGUAGAUUAUUUAAUCGGCUCUUCCAAAAAAAGGAUGUUAGAAUUUUAAUGGUGGGUUUAGAUGCAGCAGGAAAAACAACCAUUCUUUAUAAAGUCAAAUUGGGUGAAGUAGUUACAACCAUUCCUACCAUUGGUUUCAAUGUCGAGACAGUCGAAUUUCGCAAUAUAUCCUUCACAGUUUGGGAUGUAGGAGGACAAGAUAAGAUAAGACCAUUAUGGAGGCAUUAUUAUUCUAAUACAGAUGGGCUAAUUUUUGUUGUGGAUAGCAAUGACCGGGAGAGAAUUGACGAUGCGCGAGAAGAGUUGCAUAGAAUGAUAAACGAGGAAGAACUAAAAGAUGCCAUAAUCCUAGUAUUUGCAAAUAAGCAAGAUUUGCCGAAUGCCAUGUCUGCAGCAGAAGUGACAGAAAAACUUCACCUGAAUACCAUCCGGGAGAGAAACUGGUUCAUUCAGUCGACGUGUGCAACCAGAGGUGAUGGACUUUAUGAAGGAUUUGAUUGGCUUACAACUCAUUUAAACAAUUCGAAAUGA